Molecule: messenger RNA, 2598 nt
Organism: Heterostelium album PN500
Lineage: Eukaryota; Evosea; Eumycetozoa; Acytosteliales; Acytosteliaceae
Gene: yelA
Product: initiation factor eIF-4 gamma middle domain-containing protein
Exons: 5
Coding region: 1-2598 (865 amino acids)
Molecular function (GO): RNA binding; protein binding
Source: RefSeq, a predicted model, not a curated record
AUGGAAAUUAAUCAAAAAACUGCUCUAAGUGUGGAAGAGAAUUUAUUUUUAGUUCACAGGUCUUUAAAUAAGCUUUCAAAAGAUAAUCAUCAAGUAUUAUCAGAACAAAUCAUUUCGAAAUGCACUGAUCUUGAUAGAGUUUCAGCAAUCGAAGUAAUCAGUCAGCUCUAUUCAAAAGUUGUUAAUCAACCUCUUUUGCUACCAUAUAUCUCUCAAAUAUGUUCAAAACUAUCACCUUUAUUUUUUAAUAAAUUACAAAUAUCAAUGGGUGAUAGAUUUAUAGAAUAUUAUUAUCAAGAGUUUAGUAAUGUUCAAGCAAUUCUGCAUCAUUCACCACAAACCAAUAUCACUGAGCUGAAAUCCAAGAUCAUUCAUGCCAGUAGAUUUCUAGCGGAAUGCUAUCGUUUCAAUAUAUUAGGUGCAUCGUUUUUCAGUGAUAUCAUUUCAACCUUUUUACCGAAAGAUUCAUCGCAGACAUCGGAACACUCCGAGUUUACGCUGCUUCAGAUCGAAUCGCUCGGAGUGAUCGCCACUAUCGUUGGUCGUGCCAUUGAGUCUUCAAACAAGUCCGGUCUGACCAACCACUCGAAUCUCAUCAUCCAACAAGCGAUUGAGGAUGGCUUCCAGUUGAUCCAGUCGUUGUCAGAGAACCGCAACGUACGUCCACAGACCAGAUACAUGCUAAAGAAUCUGAUAGAGCUCAAGAACAACCAUUGGGUGCUACCGAACCAAGCACUCUAUCAUCAGGAACAGGAGAUACUCCAAAAGGACAUUAUCGACUUUGCAGAGGAGGUCGGCAAGUCGAUCAACAAGUUCCUCUCGCGCCAAUGCACUAAAUCCGAGACUGCUCAGCUCUUCUGGAAAAAACUGCUCCAGUCGAUCAGCACCAACAACUACUCGCUCUUCAAGGAAACCAUUCUAGAAGAUACCACCUCGUCACCUUCCUCUGCACCAGUCGUUCCUCUUUCACCAUGGCUGCGUCGUGCUUCUGCACGUCCACCUCUUUCACCUGUAAACAACUCUGAAAACAACAACAAUAAUAAUAAUAACAAUGUAUCAAAGAAUCCACACAAUAUCCAAAGACUCAAUCUCUCUGAACUUCAACAACACCCAAUGGAUAUCGAUGACAACUUUAGUCUCAACCCAGUUGCUACCAACAACAACAAGAAAGAAGAAUUCGGUGGUCUAUCUCUUCAAUUCAAACCAAUGAAUAAUUUAGUGCUCAGAAACAUUGAGAGUAAUCUGCCAGCUGGUUUCAUCUCACCCAAACUUCCAAGAUCGGAAUCAUCGCCAACCCUGAGUAGUUUGUCAGGUAGCAACAGCGGCUUGAACAAUAUUAACAACAACAACAAUAAUAAUAAUAAUAACAAUAACAAUAACAGUUUGGGCUACAGAGAAUCACCAGAACUCAAAUUGACACCAUCUGCCAACAAUCUCUCGGUCAUCCUCUCGAUUAUCGACAGUAAGAUCAUCGGACCACGUGAUAUUUGGAAGAAGAAGAUUAUGAACAAGAUCCUCGAAAUGAAAAACACACUUAAAAAGAACAACAAAACAGAGAUUCUCGCUGCCAUCUGGCAGAACAUGUGUGAUAAUCAAACCGACUACGUCUCGUAUCUCGAUCUUUGUUUCACUCUGAUUCAAAUGGACGAAGAGGAAGUCGCUCAGCCAGUUGAACCAGAAAAGAAACCAGCUCCAGCUCCAGCUCCAGCACCAGCAAUCCAACAGCUACCAGUGAUGCAUAUGCAGCCACUCGACGAACCAGCCGGCUCUGGAAGAUCCUCUGAGAACAGCAUGGCUCUUGAACAUCCCGCUAAAAAGAAGAUUCAAAACAGACGUUCCUCAAUGGCAACCAUUCAAAUGUCCAACCCCAAUCCAAAUGUAGCACAAUCACUUAUGGCCAGAAGAUCAUCGAUUGCCUCCACCUCUGAGCUCACCAGAAGAGGCUCAAUGUCCGAAGACACACCAAAUAUUUGUCCACCAGCUCCAAAAUUAAAAUCCACACCAACACUUCAAUCAGUUUCACACAAGGCAAUGAUGAAUAAUGCCAUUAAUAACAACAAUAACAACAACAACAAUAAUAAUAGCGCAAACAACAACAAUAAUAUCCCAACCAACAUUACAAAUGUUCCUGUUAAAAACCAGAGUAUUAAUCAUACCACAACUAAUCAACCAAAUGCAAAGAAACAUAAAACCUCAAAUGGAGAUACCUUUAGAGAUGUAUUAGUUUCAUCAUUACAGGAUGAUUUAGCUCUUAAAAUGUUUAUAAAGAAAAAGAGUCUCAUUGUUUAUUUUGAAUUAUUAAAAGAUUUGUAUAGAGAAUUUAUAAUUGAAAUACCACUGCUUCUUAGAUGUAUAUCGUUGAUUCAAAUCGGAUUGUAUGAACUCUCGGAUGAGGAGUGUAUGACCUUGUUCGAGUUGGAAGAGAUGGCACAGGUACAACAAAACGCAGAGAAACAGAUUCACCAAAAAGACUCGUUACUCAGAAAUCAAAACCAAUACUUCCAAUGGAAAACCAAUACUUGGCAAGAGAAACCACCUUCACCACCACCUCCACCCAACAGUUUCUUUGAUUUAGCAUCUGAUGUAUUUGUAUUAUAA